AUGCCUCGCAUCGUCCGCAUUGCCGCAGCACAAGUCGGCGCCGUCCAUAUCUGGAGCAAGAGACUAGACACCUUGAAACGCCUAUUAAAGCUCCUAGACGAUGCAGCAUCACGAGGAGCACAGGUUGUGCUCUUCCCAGAAACCACGUUGACAACAUUCUUCCCCCGGUACUUUUUCUCCGAUGACGCCGAGCUCGAAUCGUUCUUCGAGCACGGCGAUAUCAUCACCGCAUCGAACACUAAACCGCUAUUUGACAAAGCGAAAAACCUGGCCGUCGACAUCAUCCUCGGAUUCGCAGAAGCUACCGACGAUGGAGAGCACUUCAACACCCAAGUCUACUAUCAUGCCAAGUUUGGAUCGAUAAUGUCCAGAUACCGAAAGGUGCAUCUUCCCGGAGAUUAUGAGCCUUUCAGUGAUCCAGACGCCACGAAUCAGUUGGAGAAGAGGUAUUUUAAGCCUGGAAAUCUGGGCUUUGAGGCAUUCAGAGUCCCAGACCUGACCACGGUGACGCCCGAGCGAGGUGAACCGAUCUUUGGGCAGAUGAUCUGCAAUGACCGCCGAUGGGCAGAAGCAUGGCGCGUUCUAGGUCUUCAAGGUGUGGAAGUUGUCUUUUGCGGUUACAACACUACUGGGUUCGCUCCCCAUAUGUGGGGAAGUUCAAAGACUCAAGAUCCUAAAGAGGCUGAGGCAAUGGCUUACUUCCAUCACAAACUCGUGAUGCAGACUCAUGGCCACACAAAUUCUUGCUUCUCCGUUUCCGCUGCCCGGUGUGGCAUGGACGAUGAGAAAUACGGUUUGAUUGCUGGAUCCCUUAUCACAGACCCCCAAGGACGUGUGCUGGCCAAGAGCAAAACCACAGAGGAUGAAAUCAUCAUAGCAGACUGUGACUUGGAUCUGUGCCAGCAAGGAAAGACCAGGACGUUUGACUUCGCCAGACAUCGGCGCAUCGAACAUUACGGCAGGAUCGCAAAUCAGACGGGCGUCAUUGAGCCUCCUCGUCUAUCUUCCCUCACGCUUAACGGAUCAGCACCUAUGAUCAACGACGAUGUGGCUUUAGUAAAUACCCUCCCAAAAGUAUCCGGCCCAGCAUUUACCAAAAUUAUUCGCAUCCUGCUUUGCAACCCUAACUCCACUGCGUCUAUAACCACCUCAUGCCUCGCUAUGGUAGCAUCCGCUCUUCCCCCUGAUGUCUCCGUAUACGGCUUUACUGCACCCACGCCCGCUCCAACGGCAAUCGAAGGAAACUUUGACAGUAUCAUGUCCGCUGCCGCAUCUGCUCGUGCCAUCAUUCCAAUCGCGGAUCGGUACGACGCGUUCCUCGUGGCCUGCUACAGUGAUCACGCACUGAUCAACAUGCUUCGUAAAGAGCUGAGCCAGCCUGUCAUUGGCAUUAUGGAAGCAUCAUUUUUCGCAGCGCGCACUCUUGGGGAUAGGUUUGGGAUAAUCUCAACGAGCCAGCGUUCCAAGCUCAUGCACGAAGACUCCAUCCGGCAUUUUGGAUUGGAUGCAUUCUGCGCCGGUGCCAAGAGCUGUGAUCUAGGGGCUCUAGAGCUGGAGUCAAAGCCUGAGAAGGAGGUACUAAGCGUGAUGUGCGCUGUAGCGAAAGAGUUAGUUGCUGAUGGUGCGGACGUCCUUACGCUGGGAUACGCUGGAAUGACGAAGCUGAAGCCUGCUAUUGAGGAGGCAGUGGGCGAGGAUGUGCAGGUCGUCGAUGGCGUAGUUGCAGGAGUGCAACAUCUGAUCGGGUUGGUGAGGAUGGGAAGCAAGACCGCGAAGGCCGGUAUGUAUGAAAGCUCAGCGGUUGGGAGAAAGGCGAGGGGGCAGGAGCACUACUAAAGAUAAAUAUCUCCCCGAAUCUCUUUGGUUCAGUAUCGGGACACUGAUCAGAU
Molecule: messenger RNA, 1889 nt
Organism: Mytilinidion resinicola
Lineage: Eukaryota; Fungi; Ascomycota; Dothideomycetes; Mytilinidiales; Mytilinidiaceae
Product: carbon-nitrogen hydrolase
Exons: 2
Coding region: 1-1836 (611 amino acids)
Source: RefSeq, a predicted model, not a curated record